AUUCUUUUCCUUUUUGAUUUUCCAUUUUUUUUCCUUCUUGAGCAAAACCAAGACCCAAUAGAUCAGAGAGAGAGAGAGAGAGAGAAGAGAUUUUUAAGUAAGGUAGAGAUACCUCCAUUGGUUAUUCAAUGGAGUCGUCUUAGUAGUCCAUCUCUGCUUCGGUUUAGAGUUGGGAAUCCGGUGGAUGAUCGAUUUCGAGACUGGAAGUUGGAUUUGUUGGAGAAAACUCUUGGUAGAAGAGUCCUAUCAUCAAUAUGGCCGGAUCAGAUGAGAACAAUCCAGGUUUGGCUAGGCCCGCACAUUUCCAAGGUGGACUACGGAUGGGGGGUGGGAAAUUUGUUCCAGAGAUUGGACACAACCGAAGAGCUUUAAGCAACAUUAAUAUGAAUUUAGUGGGAGCUGCUCCUUACCCGUGUAGAGCCAACAAAAAAGGCCUCUUAGAAAAACAGACCACCUGUGAUAAGAUCCCCCCUAUUCCACUUCAUAGGCCAAUUACAAGGAAAUUUGCAGCAGACAUGGCAACAAAGCAGAAGCAGCAGCAGCAGCCUUGUCUUGAGGAAGCUAGGCCAAUCCCAUCUCUUACAAGUGCAACAUCUGAAGAUUGUACUGUCCUCAUUGAUGUGGAUGAUUACAAGGGGACUCAUGAUUUUCCUGUUCCCAUAUUUGUGAAGCACACAGAAGCCAUAUUGGAUGACAUUGAUCAGAUGGAGGAGGUAGAAAUGGAGGAUAUAACACUGGACCCUGUUACAGAUAUUGACAGCUGUGAUUCGAAGAACCCACUUGCCGUUGUUGAUUACAUUGAAGACAUUUAUGCCCACUACAGAAAAUCUGAGAGUUCCAGCUGUGUCUCUCUGACUUAUAUGGAGCAACAGUUUGACAUCAACCAGAAGAUGAGGGCUAUCCUCAUUGAUUGGCUAAUAGAGGUACAUUACAAGUUCGAGCUCAUGGAUGAGACGUUAUUCCUCACAGUCAAUCUUAUAGACAGAUUCUUAGCACAGCAAACAAUCGUGAGGAAGAAGCUGCAGUUGGUUGGAGUCACAGCCAUGCUCUUAGCAUGCAAGUAUGAAGAGGUUUCUGUUCCUGUUGUGGAGGAUCUAAUCUUAAUAUCUGACAAGGCCUACACAAGAAAAGAAAUUCUUGAAAUGGUACUCUUUUUUCCCCCUUUCGAUCAUGAUCAACUGGAUGAUUUUUAUUUUCUGAACCAAUGCUUCUUUCCAUGGUCGCAGGAGAGAUUGAUGCUGAACACAUUACAGUUUAAUAUGUCUGUUCCAACCCCAUAUGUGUUCAUGAAGAGAUUCCUGAAAGUGGCUCAAUCUGACAAGAAGCUCGAGCUUCUCUCCUUCUUCAUGAUUGAGCUUUGCCUGGUGGAGUAUGAAAUGCUCAGGUUCCCUCCAUCUUUGUUAGCUGCUGCUGCAAUCUACACUUCUCAAUGUACUCUUAACAGGACUAGGCAAUGGACCAAGACCAGCGAGUGGCAUGCAAACUAUACAGAAUUUCAGCUCCUGGAGUGUUCAAAGUCGAUGGUUGCUCUCCAUCAGAAAGCUGGAACGGGGAAGCUUACCGGGGUGUACAGGAAGUACAGUACAUUGAAGUUUGGUUAUUCAGCAAAAUCUGAACCAGCUAUUUUUCUUUUAGGCAUCAAACUCUAACCGGGUUGGAGAAUUAUAAGCCUCUGGUGAAUUAGAUGCUCUUUGGUUGGGUAAAGAAUUUCAAGGGAUCACUAACUAUGUGAACUUGAGGGAUUGGUGUUGGUGUCAUAGUGCAAUGGAAGUUGCGAUUAUGGGUUCUUUUGUUGCUGAUUCUAUAUCAUUGCUUAUUUCGUUAUAAGUAAUUCUCUUUUUGUAUC
This is a messenger RNA of Macadamia integrifolia, 1846 nucleotides long. Its product is annotated as G2/mitotic-specific cyclin-2-like. Gene Ontology annotation, biological process: mitotic cell cycle phase transition; regulation of cyclin-dependent protein serine/threonine kinase activity. Gene Ontology annotation, cellular component: centrosome; cyclin-dependent protein kinase holoenzyme complex; cytoplasm. Gene Ontology annotation, molecular function: cyclin-dependent protein serine/threonine kinase regulator activity. The transcript is spliced from 10 exons. Bases 255 to 1649 code for a protein of 464 amino acids. Lineage: Eukaryota; Viridiplantae; Streptophyta; Magnoliopsida; Proteales; Proteaceae. The record is from RefSeq and is a predicted model, not a curated record.